Molecule: messenger RNA, 446 nt
Organism: Priapulus caudatus
Lineage: Eukaryota; Metazoa; Priapulida; Priapulimorpha; Priapulimorphida; Priapulidae
Product: unconventional myosin-Id-like
Exons: 3
Biological process (GO): actin filament organization; vesicle transport along actin filament
Cellular component (GO): actin cytoskeleton; microvillus; myosin complex
Molecular function (GO): microfilament motor activity; ATP binding; actin filament binding
Source: RefSeq, a predicted model, not a curated record
GUGGAGUACUUCAACAAUAGAAUCAUUUGUGAUCUAGUGGAGCAGUCGCAUAAAGGCAUCAUUGCCAUUCUGGAUGAGGCGUGUCUCAACGUGGGCAAAGUCACCGACCAAGUAAGUAGUUACGUCAUCGUUGCCAAGCGUGCUCAUGAUGAUGAACUGCUAAAGAUGAUGUGGCCGGAGGGUGCGCAGCACAUAGGAGAGGUAACCAAACGGCCCGCCACAGCUGCCACUAUCUUCAAGAACUCCAUGAUUGCCCUCGUAGAACACCUGGCGCAAAAGGCGCCGUACUACGUGCGCUGCGUCAAGCCGAACGAGGUGAAGUCGCCCGUGGUGUUCGACGACAAGCGCGUGCUCCACCAGGUCAACUACCUCGGCCUGCUGGAGAACGUGCGCGUGAGACGCGCCGGCUUCGCCUACCGCAUGCAGUACGGCCGCUUCAUAGCCAG